UUGCUGUGAAGUGUUACCGUUUCAGUGUUCAAUCAUUGCUUUAAACAUUCGAUUCAGUCGGUGGGAUCAUAGCAACGAUUAUUGUUGAUCCAGAAGUGAAAAAAGAAACUGAAGCUUUUAUUGUAAUUAAGUCUUUCAUUUCAUAUUCAUAAAAGUAAAUUUCAUAAAAUACAAGUUUCAUAAAAACUAAUUCAAGAUUCAAAUGUUAUUAACUCUAAUUCGAUUUGUUUAGUAUAAAGUUUUUGUUUUUUUUUUUUGUAUAUAUAUUUUUUUUUUUUUUUUUUUGUGUUCUUUUGCAUUUCGUGUAUAUUUUGUUGGUUUUUGAGAAUUCCGAGCAGUUUGAAAGUCUCUAUAAACUACUUAAGCUUCGGAAAGGAUAAAAGCAAAGCAUUCCUACUUAUCUCUUAUAGACCGUUUGUAUUCACCAUUAAUAAUAUGAUAUUAGCCGGAACAUUCAAGUUCUUAUAUGUGGUAUGUUUGAUUGUAGUACUUCUCUCGCCGACAACGGAUAGUGCUCAAACCAAAACUCGUCGAAGACUUAGACGCCCAACUAAUGGAUCUGAUGAAUCGGCAGCGUCUGAUUCUACGCCAGUUGCGCGCAGCACCAGAGUUACCGCCAAGAAAGCAACAAAUCGAUCAACAGAUGUAGCGCAGAAACGCAUUGAUCAAGACACAUCCUCGUCAACUAUAGCAGUAACACGAUCUCGCACGCGUCCCAAAUCUAAGCUGCGCAGCAGUGCUUCUGCCGCUAGUAGUGUACUUGUGGCCAGUGGUUCCAGUCUGAAAAGCAAAAAGACUAAAACUGAUGAUGGCAGUAAAAAAAUUGUUUGCUAUUAUACAAAUUGGUCCCAAUAUAGAACAAAGGUUGGGAAAUUUGUGCCCGAAGACGUUCCUGCCGACCUAUGCACACAUGUCAUUUUUGCUUUCGGUUGGUUGAAAAAGGGAAAAUUAAGUUCCUACGAAACCAAUGACGAAACCAAAGAUAACGUUCCCGGUUUAUACGACCGCAUAAUGACUUUGAAGAAAGCGAACUCAAAAUUAAAGAUAUUAUUGGCUUUGGGAGGUUGGUCGUUUGGCACCCAAAAAUUUAAGGAAAUGUCUGCAACCAGGUACACUCGCCAAACGUUCAUUUAUUCCGCUAUACCGUUCUUACGUAAACGAGGUUUUGAUGGUUUGGACUUAGAUUGGGAGUAUCCGAAAGGAUCUGAGGACAAAAAGAAUUUUGUUUUAUUGCUUAAAGAAUUGCGAGAGGCUUUUGAGGCAGAAUCACAAGAGAUGAAGAGGCCCCGAUUACUGUUGUCCGCUGCUGUGCCUGUUGGUCCAGAUAACGUUCGGGGUGGAUACGAUGUUCCCGCAAUCGCCAGUUACUUAGACUUUAUUAACGUGAUGGCGUACGAUUUCCAUGGCAAAUGGGAACGUGAAACUGGCCACAAUGCACCAUUAUAUGCUCCAUCAUCUGAUUCGGAAUGGCGCAAGCAACUUUCAGUUGACAAUGCAGCAAACAUGUGGACGAAAAUGGGAGCUCCAAAAGAGAAAUUAAUCAUUGGAAUGCCAACUUAUGGGCGUUCGUUUACGUUAUCAAAUACAGCGAAACAUGGACCCAAUGCUCCAGCGACUGGUGGUGGACGCGAAGGUGUGUACACAAAGGAGAGUGGCUUUUUAGCAUAUUACGAGAUUUGUGAAAUGCUUCUUAACGGCGCCGUGUAUGUGUGGGAUGACGAAAUGAAAGUUCCUUAUUUAGUUGACGGCGAUCAAUGGGUAGGUUUUGACGACGAGCGUUCCAUACGUUCGAAAAUGAACUGGAUUAAAGCGAAUGGAUUUGGAGGGGCAAUGGUGUGGACCAUUGAUAUGGAUGAUUUUAAAGGGGAAGUGUGCGGGGGCCAAGUUAGAUAUCCUUUAAUCGGUGCCAUGCGCGAAGAAUUACUUGGAAUAUCAAGAGGCAAGGAUGCUAAAGAUGUUAACUGGGAAGAGGUUGCAGCCACGUUCGAAGACUUGGAAGAGGAAGAAAAACCUGAACCUAUCAAAAUCUCUGUUGAAGAAAUUCUUGCUAAAGUUCGUAAGCCUGCUAAAAAGCAAAAAAUUAAGUCUGGAUUAAUUGCUGUUGAGCAAAACUCUCGACCCGGUCAAGUCUUCUGCUAUUUAACUAGUUGGUCUUCAAAGCGACCUGGCGCCGGCAAAUUUGAUUCAAGUAGCAUCGAUAGCAAACUAUGUACACACAUUGUCUACGCCUUUGCUACUUUAAAAGAUCAUAAAUUAGCCGAAGCUAACGACGAGGAUUCGGAGAAUUAUGAAAAAGUAAUUGCUUUGCGAGAAACGAACCCAGAUUUACAAAUAUUAUUAGCAAUUGGUGGUUGGGCAUUCGGCUCGACGCCAUUCAAGGAACUCACGUCUAACGUAUUUCGUACGAACCAGUUUGUAUACGAAGCCAUUGAAUUUUUGCGAGACUACAAAUUUAAUGGCCUUGAUGUGGAUUGGGAGUACCCUAGAGGGUCUGACGACCGCGCCGCUUAUGCGAAUAUAUUACGUGAACUUCGCAUAGCUUUCGAAGGUGAAGCAAAAUCAUCAGGUCUGCCUCGGUUGCUCUUAACAGCUGCUGUUCCUGCCUCUUUUGAAGCUAUUGCAGCUGGUUAUGAUGUUCCUGAGAUAUCAAAGUAUCUUGAUUUUAUUAACGUUAUGACAUAUGAUUUCCAUGGGCAAUGGGAACGAACUGUUGGGCAUAAUUCACCACUCUUUCCCCUAGAGUCGGCUACUGGAUACCAGAAAAAAUUAACUGUCGAUUAUAGUGCACGAGAAUGGGUAAAGCAGGGGGCACCCAAAGAGAAACUGUUAAUCGGUAUGCCGACCUACGGGCGAACCUUUGAAUUGGUAAACGAAACACAAUUUGAUAUUGGUGCUCCGGCGUCAGGAGGCGGCAAACCCGGAAAAUUUACUAACGAAGCUGGCUUCUUGAGUUACUACGAAGUGUGCUCGUUUUUAGCCGCCGACAACACAACCCUUGUAUGGGAUUCCGAACAACAAGUACCAUUUGCGUAUCGUGAGAAUCAGUGGGUAGGUUUUGAUGAUGAACGCUCGUUGAAGACGAAGAUGGAAUGGUUAAAAGCGCAAGGCUUCGGCGGCAUUAUGGUUUGGUCUAUUGACAUGGAUGAUUUUUCUGGACGCUGUGGUAGUGGUAAAUAUCCGCUUUUAAAUGCCCUAAACGAUGAGCUUAAAGGAUACAAAGUAACAUUAGAAUACGAUGGUCCGUAUGAAACGCAUGGUCCCCGUGGUGCCUAUACAACGAAAGACCCACAUGAAGUUUUCUGCGAAGAAGAAGAUGGCCACAUAAGUUACCACAAAGAUUGGAAUGAUUGUUCUUAUUAUUAUAUGUGCGAGGGUGAGCGUAAACAUCACAUGCCUUGUCCAGCGAACCUCGUUUUUAACCCACAAGAGAAUGUAUGCGAUUGGCCUGAAAACGUGGAAGGUUGUCAUGUAGCCACAGACGCUCCUGCCUAAAAUAUACAAUAAGCUACAACAACAUUUGCAAAUAUUUUCCAUAUCAACU
Molecule: messenger RNA, 3541 nt
Organism: Glossina fuscipes
Lineage: Eukaryota; Metazoa; Arthropoda; Insecta; Diptera; Glossinidae
Gene: Cht7
Product: probable chitinase 10
Exons: 8
Coding region: 436-3492 (1018 amino acids)
Biological process (GO): chitin catabolic process; carbohydrate metabolic process
Cellular component (GO): extracellular region
Molecular function (GO): chitin binding; hydrolase activity, hydrolyzing O-glycosyl compounds
Source: RefSeq, a predicted model, not a curated record